This is a messenger RNA of Trichobilharzia regenti, 318 nucleotides long. The record is from the annotation of a GenBank genome assembly. Lineage: Eukaryota; Metazoa; Platyhelminthes; Trematoda; Strigeidida; Schistosomatidae.
AUGAAUGAAGUGGACGAUGCAAUUCCUAUCCUUCAGAAAGUGUUAACCCUAGCCCCAGGUUCACAAAUGGCUAGUGUGGAGUUGGCACGUGCUCGAGCUAUACGUCAGAAAGAACGUGAGCAUUUAUCACGGUCAGUUAGUCGCCGAUUUCCAAAAGUUAAACAAAAUAAGACGCCCAAAUUGUCUACUAUGUCCAAAGUUAAACAGGCAGUGAGUUCUCGGUCUGUGAUUGUAACAAGUAUUGUGGCAGUGUUUUCCGUCUUUGUCGGUCUAGUUGUAUACAUAUAUCAACCUGUUCUUAUGGGUAUUAGUGCAUAA